AGGUAUUCGGUCAUGCUGGCACCCUGAUAUAUUUGAAGCAUACACAUGACACUUAAUUCACCCUUCCGAAUAGUCCAUCCAGGAACGCCCACUUCCCUGGUCCAUCGAAGCUUGUAGAUCGGUGUCCGUAAUCGAGGACCAAUACACAUCCUGAAUCUUCAUUUUGAUACAAUGCGAUUCAUCAGCGACGGAGACCUACGGCAGUGGGUCCAGGAAAACCUGCAAAGGAAGCUGAUACAGCAGGCACAUGAGCUUGCAGUGCAGACCGGAUGCGAGGUUCUAGUUCGGUUACAAGAUGGAAGGGAGUCCCAAAAUUGUAAGUACUAUGUCACUGACAAGAUGAGGAACGACUUCAUGAGCUACGGCGUCAGAGCUGGACCUGGUGACCAACCAAUGUCAGGUGAAUCCGGAUUACCUAAGAAGUACGUACAUGACUUCACGUGUCAGGUGGCUUGUGAACCGAUUGGACCGAUCCCCUUUACACCAGAACCAGGCGAUCCGCAAGAGGCUGAAAUAGUUCGAGUACAACAGAAUCACCAACCCCCUGAGCCUGAUUCCCAUGUUAGUGACGAGUGGCAAAAACUGUACAGGGAGAAAUUUUGGUCUCAACAGUCGUAUCUGGCAUCCAAGGCACAGCAUACAGCCAUUAGCUUAGAGGACCAGAGACCAAGCACCAAUGGUCAACUAACGCCUGUAUAUCCACCAACUUCAUCGGUUCAGUCGGAUGUACCCGUCCCUAUGGAGAGUCAUGAGAGCAGAGAUACGGCUCUACGAAAUCUGAAGCAGUUGCACCUCCAGAGGAUAAUGAGGUGUGAGGCAGAACAGGAGACUCGCAAAACUGAAUUUACUCACCAAGCGAAUGACAACGAAUGCGUUCGGGUUAUUGCAGUCCCCCAAGAGCAUGCUGAACAACGCAAUGAAUUUGUAUAUGUAUCUCAACUAGAAAAAUUUCAGCUUGCUACACGACAAAUGUCGCCAUCAGAGCCGCGGCCAUCGCAAUCACACCCAGAAUUUCAGCCGCAAAACAACUUGGAACAAAAUGUAAUAGCAACUUUGCCGAACUGUCCCGAUUAUGACCCCAAAAAGUUGUCCGUAUCACCUGUUGCAACACAGCAACGCUAUCUUUGUCGCAUAUGCGAACGUACUUUUUGUGAUAUUUACAACUUGGUUUCUCACGCUAAAAUGUUUCAUUCGACACUACCAGACUUGAUUUUCUCCUGCAAUUCUUGUCCUUCUUAUUUUGAAGACGCUAGAUCACUCCACGAUCAUCUGAUGACUCACGGAGAUCUUGGGUUCUUUGCAGGAGCAGCAUGCCUAAUAAAAAGUCAUGGUAAAGAUCGACAAAAUGUUGUACAACAGCGUCGAUUCCCUUGUCCAGAGUGCGGGAAAAUCUUCUCCAGGUUUGGCUUCAUGCAGAGUCAUAUUGAGCGCGUUCAUGGUGGAACUAGGAUUGCUGCGUCAAUAGACACAACUGCCUUAUCCAAAGACACCACUGGUACUGCCGAUGUUUCUAUGGCAUCCCCAAUAGGACCUAACACAAGAAGCCCAGCCGAAUUUGCCGGUAAACAAAAAAGCACAUUUGCAAACUUGUACCAAUGCACGGACUGCGAUGAGAGGUUUGAAAGUCCCGAAAUCCUCCAACAGCAUAUCAAGGAGUCGCAUGUUAGUCCGAAGACAAGUUCUGCACCUCCUUCGUUCACAGGAAAUGCUGAACCUCCGGAGCAGCGGCUAAGGUCCAAGUCGCAAGACGUUUUAUCCAUUGGAAAAGAAAUCUUCACAUGUCAAGAAUGCGGAAUGCAGUUUCCUAGAGGAAAGCUACUGCAGAACCAUGUCAAUAAAUAUCAUAUUCCAGGCGAUCCCACCAUGGAAAGUCACAGAGAGGAUCGGCUUGAUACCGCAAAGAUAGCCACUCUCCAAUCCAAACAACAGUGCAGCAACGCAGCCAACUCCGCAGUAGCAGUAAAGACAGAACCUAAUCAAGAGAUACUAGAUUUAAGCACGAAUAACUCUCUUACUUACUCCAAUCAAACUUUACCAGGUGACCCUAGCGUCGUGCCUUCUUACUUUCCAAACAGCAGUCCUGGUACACCACGGAACGAGGAUAAACAGAAUGAGGAUGAAGAAAUGUCCAUUGAAAAUGAUCAAUUUCCUGGCCAGAAGCGAUUCGCUUGCGAUGUCUGCGGCAAAACGUACAAGUACGGAUUCCAUAUGAAAGAACAUCGUUUGACCCACGCUGCGGUGUGUCCGUUUGUUUGUCGUAUGUGUGGCAUGGGGUUCUUCAGGCAGAGGCAGCUAAGGGACCAUGAACUUAGGCACACAGGAGCUUAUCCGUGCCACUGCGAAAUAUGUGGCAAAGGGUUUCCUCGAACGUCAGAACUAAAGAGACACUUAGCUUUCCGCCAUUCUAGUCAUCUAGAUCUGUUUACUCGAAAAAAGCUGACGUCUUUGAGGAAUGAACAGCAAACUUAGUGUCCAAAGUUUCUUUGAACAUAACUUGUUUAAUUUUAAGACCUUGUCGCGGUUGACUUACAGAAAUUUAUAUGCUUAGUGAUUUUAGAUACGGUGUUUAUGAAAUGAUGAUGUUAGUGUUCAGAGUUAUUGAAAUUAAAAAAAUGCUGCUAAAGUGCUGAACCUAGCUGGGUUUAGAAAGCAGAUACCGAUUGCGAUAGGACAAUAUCAGGUGAAUACAUGCCCUGCUAUACACAAUCAUCCUAAUUUUCAGCGGAAAUUCUGGGUUUUGGUCUCGAAGAUGAAAUUAUAUAAAAGUACAUUCGGUGAGAAAUAUCGUUGUACUGAUUGAAAAAGGGGAAUUGAUUAAAGAAAUAUAUAUAUAUUGGGGUCAUUGGGCUAUAUUAAAAUAUCGAUGAUGAUUGACUCUACGGAUCAUCAUCUUACGCGAAACGCCAUUUCGAGCAGCCCCCCCCCCCCUCCCAAAGUUAUGGGCUCUUUACGCCACUGCCAUCUGAUUGUGUUUUAUCAUGGUAGGCUCCCACAACACUUUAAAAAAAAUCGUUCCUCGACCCCGGCUCUAACCAGACCGAGUACAUAGGCUAAUUUUCCAGAAUUCAUUUUAAUCGCCUUUGAUAAUGCGGGAAAAGGAAACAAAAUAUAUGUAUUACUAUUUGUAAUACAUAUCGAUUUCUAAUGCAAUUUAUUUUCACUUUAAAUACAAAUACAAAUUCACAGCAUACAAUGUUCACAUACAUAUCAAUGAUAAAUUUGGAAUUACAAAAAAGUUCAAAGAAAUUGCUAAUUCGGAAUUACACCUGGCAUCGCGUAUGUUUACAGAAAAUAAAUCAUAAAUGAUUAUAAGAAAUACAGCAUUAAAUGAAAAUCCGAAUAUACUAAUUUUUGGUCUUGAUACUAUUUUGUAAUAUUCGUAACAUAAUUAGACGUUUGGCUGUUUGACGAUUGAACCAGUUAGGUCUUGUAAUGAUAAUUUUUUCGACAUAAUAUUGCCUUUUUACACAUGAAAGGGUUACAUUGUCAAUAUAAGAAAUGUAUAUAUAUAUUUGUUUUUUAUGAUCUAGGGGAUCUAUUGGACAUGGCAAUCCAAUAGAUGUGACCAGUGACCAGUUCAAUCAAAACGGAUAUCCAAUUUUAGUUGAGAUCUAAACAAUAAAAUCUGAAAGAAAUCUUCUUUUGUCUAUGUAGGAAUCGGGAAGUGAUGUGUUACAAGCAAAACUUUUACAUGUUCUAGGUAAAGGUUAUGCGACUAAUGUUUUAUCUUUAUAGCUUGUAUAAGGUUUGGUAAGUCUGAUAAGUUUGCUAAUUUCACUAUUUAUUUUUUCAUUUUCAAUUAAAGAAGAAAGAGUUUAUUAUAUGCCCGUGAGCUAGAAUGUGACAUGGACUAUAUUUACAAUUGCAAUAGAAUACAAUCACCCCCAACAAAAACUAAAUGAUAGAUUUAAAAAAAAUGUAUAAAACUACUUCAAUAGCAUGUAAUGAGCAAAAAUUCUAAAUAAACAUAAUAUCUUAGUAUAAAUGUUAGCUUUUGCUAUGUAGCCACAACAUGUUUAAGACAAGUGCUUGAAUAGAUUUUAUUCAAAAGUCUAAAAAAUAAAAUUUUACAAAAGCAAGGGUCAUUGCAAAAGAAGGAAAACACUUUCAGAAAGUGAUAAGAUAGUUACUAAAUGCAAAAGUUCAAUAUGAAAUUAUCAUUAUUGAACCUCUAGAACUUUAGACAAACUUUAAUUGAGAUGUAUUUUAUAGGGCAUUAAUAAUGUUAAUACUAACUACAGGUUGUUGGAGAUCUAAACCUAUGUUAACGGGUGAGGGGCCGGUUUCAUAAAUACUUACAGUAGUUGUAAGUUUGAAAGGUUUAUUGUGUUUGGCUGCUGAGUCCUGUUACCAUGGUAAUUGUCAUAUUAGCACUGAAAAUUACCAUAUUCGUAACUCUUUAUGAAACGACCCUAUAGGUGUAUGAUAUUCUCACAUUUUUGAUAAAUUUCAUUUACUGUUUGGUGGUUGGCAUUGUGAGGUUAAUCCUUAUUGAAAUAUGAUCUAGAAAUUAUAUGCUACCAAUUAUUUCAUAUACAUAUCGUGAUGUUCGCAGCGAAAUAACAUACAUAAUUAUGUCGAUGGAUUAGAUAUAAUUGCAGAAGUCGGAGACGAUGGAUAUUUAUAUGUAUAUGUUAAUUUAAAGGUAAAAUCGAUAAAUUUUCAGUAAUGUGUGAAGAAUUUUCUGCAAUGACUGUACCUCAGCUUCACUCAGAGAAUAUCAAAGUAUAUUUAAAAAAGUAAGUAAUCCAAUAUAUUUAUGUUACAAAAGGGCAUUCAACAACAUUGUGGGCACCACUUUGCCUAUACUAUGGGUGCAACUGAAACAAUAUUGUGUCUUUAAGCUAAUUCAUAUUUUAUACGAUAUAACUUUACAUGUAUAUAGCGAGAUUUCCACUUUAAUUACUGUAUUAGGCAAAGAGUUUUAUGAAUAAUAAUAAAAUAUCGAGCUUGGUCGUGUGGGUUG
Lytechinus pictus (painted urchin) is the source of this 4966-nucleotide messenger RNA. Its product is annotated as zinc finger protein 354B-like. The transcript is spliced from 2 exons. The record is from RefSeq and is a predicted model, not a curated record. NCBI's taxonomy places the organism in Eukaryota, Metazoa, Echinodermata, Echinoidea, Temnopleuroida, Toxopneustidae. Gene Ontology annotation, biological process: regulation of DNA-templated transcription. The coding region runs from base 172 to 2469 and encodes 765 amino acids. Gene Ontology annotation, molecular function: RNA polymerase II cis-regulatory region sequence-specific DNA binding; DNA-binding transcription factor activity, RNA polymerase II-specific.